Molecule: messenger RNA, 968 nt
Organism: Cervus elaphus (red deer)
Lineage: Eukaryota; Metazoa; Chordata; Mammalia; Artiodactyla; Cervidae
Gene: LEPROTL1
Product: leptin receptor overlapping transcript like 1
Exons: 4
Coding region: 378-773 (131 amino acids)
Biological process (GO): negative regulation of growth hormone receptor signaling pathway; late endosome to vacuole transport via multivesicular body sorting pathway
Cellular component (GO): endosome
Source: RefSeq, a predicted model, not a curated record
UCCCAAGGGGACGGUUUCCAGUCGCGUUCCUUCUCCUCAAAGGAUGUGGGAGGUUGCGGGAUUGCCCUUUCGGGGCUUCGGGACGAAGCUGGUGUUUCCACCGCCCCCGAACCCGGAUAGGGGCGGAAAGCCUCGGAGAGCACUGAUCCCACAGCAGCGCAGCUGAGGAGGAAGGGGCUUGGAGCCACGGUGCCCAGCCCGGCGCGCCCCCCGCGUCCCCCGCGCCCCCGUCGCCCCCGCGCGAGCGCGAGCCGCCGGCGGAAGUGCUGCGUCGCGCACUUCCGGGUGUUGUCUGGCCGCCGCCGCCGCGCGUCUACGGUCUCCAGGCCGCCGCCGCCGCCGCCUCGGGUCCCGGAGGCAGGAGCGACGUCACCACCAUGGCCGGCAUCAAAGCUUUGAUUAGCUUGUCCUUUGGAGGAGCAAUUGGACUGAUGUUUUUAAUGCUUGGAUGUGCCCUCCCAAUAUACAACCAAUACUGGCCCCUCUUCGUUCUGUUCUUCUAUAUCCUCUCACCUAUUCCAUACUGCAUAGCAAGAAGACUAGUAGACGACACGGAUGCUAUGAGUAACGCCUGUAAGGAACUCGCCAUAUUUCUGACAACAGGCAUUGUGGUCUCAGCUUUUGGCCUUCCUAUCGUAUUUGCCAGAGCACAUCUGAUCGAGUGGGGAGCUUGUGCACUCGUCCUCACGGGAAACACUGUCAUCUUUGCAACUAUCCUGGGCUUUUUCUUGGUCUUUGGAAGCAAUGAUGACUUCAGCUGGCAGCAGUGGUGAAAGGAAUCACUGAACUCUUGUCACAUGGACUUCUUGUCAUUUCUCAGCCGUCCGCGCACACAGGAGACAGGGCAGUGAUGCUGAGCGGUGGAGCAGGCCUCUCGGGGUGUCCCGGGUGCUCCCUUCUCACUGUAUUGUAAGCAUACUAUUUUCACAGAGACUUGCUGAAGGAUUAAACGGAUUUUCUCUUUUGGA